AUGGAAAGUGAAGGCACCAUGAAAGCAGGUGGCCCUGUGAAGCCAUGCCAUCCCUUGAAACCCUUUGCUUAUGUGAAACCUAUCAGAUAUGAGACCCCAGCAUUCACAGCUCAUCAUGGAGAGAGAAGCCAAGGCCACCGUGGGAGAAGAAGUCAGCAGGCAGUAAGAAGCCACCUUAGGGAGACAGACCUUCGCAGAGACACUGGCCUCCAGGUGAGGCCAAGACGCAUGUUGAGACCAGGUCUUCGUGUGGAUCCGGACCAUGGUGAAGAGCCAAGCCACCAUGUGGAGCCAGAAGCCAGGCGGACCUCAUCCUUCCCUCUUACAGAAACAGCGAUAGUGCACAGAGAUGGGCUGCAAGGCCCCCACCUCCACACAAUCCAGCCUGGGGCAGGACUGCGGGAGCUACCCAAUGCCUCUGGGUAUUGGGUUCUCAUGAAUUCCCCAACUUCAUCCAUCUAUCCCUGCUUAGGGUUCAGACCCUUGGAGGGGUCAACUUUGCUCUUCACACAGACCCCUUCUGGUACCUUUGUGUACGGGGUCCCAGAAUUUUUCACCCACAUUGCACACUGA
This is a messenger RNA of Callorhinus ursinus (northern fur seal), 573 nucleotides long. Lineage: Eukaryota; Metazoa; Chordata; Mammalia; Carnivora; Otariidae. The record is from RefSeq and is a predicted model, not a curated record.